Molecule: messenger RNA, 1904 nt
Organism: Lactuca saligna
Lineage: Eukaryota; Viridiplantae; Streptophyta; Magnoliopsida; Asterales; Asteraceae
Source: the annotation of a GenBank genome assembly
CACGAUGAAUGUUACUUUUCUCACAAUGGUCUCGCAAUAAACCCCAAUAGGGGUAGUCUAAAGACACGCCAAGUCGGCAAUCCAGUUGACCUUCAGUACACACAACGCUGUGUUACUUUGAAACCGUUUGCUUCCGCGGGUUCUUUUGUUCCAACGAACCCUAGAAACGCAGGAAAGUAGAAUUCAAUCCAGUUCAUCUCUAAAUUUUAAUUGCGAUGGCGAUGGCAAGUAUAUACAGAAGAGUUCUUCCAUCUCCUCCUGCUAUUGAUUUCGCUUCUUCUGAAGGGAAGCAAUUGUUCAUGGAAGCUACUCAAGGUGGAACCAUGGAAGGCUUCUUUAAACUGAUCUCUUACUUCCAAACACAAUCGGAACCUGCCUAUUGUGGAUUAGCUACCCUAGCCAUGGUCCUGAAUGCACUUUCUAUUGAUCCGGGUAGAAAAUGGAAAGGUCCCUGGAGGUGGUUUGAUGAAUCCAUGCUUGACUGUUGCGAGCCUUUGGAAAAGGUUAAAGCCAAAGGCAUUUCAUUUGGGAAGGUUGUGUGCUUGGCUCAUUGUGCUGGAGCAAAAGUUGAAGCUUUUCGCACAAAUCAAAGUAACAUUGACGAAUUUCGUAAGCAUGUGAUUGCAUGUUCUACUUCUGAUGAUUGUCAUGUGAUCUCAUCAUAUAACAGAGCAACUUUUAAACAGACAGGUAGUGGCCACUUUUCUCCUAUUGGUGGUUAUCAUGCUGGAAGGGACAUGGCAUUGAUUUUAGAUGUUGCUCGCUUCAAGUAUCCUCCUCAUUGGGUCCCACUUAAACUACUCUGGGAAGCCAUGGAUACAUUAGAUGAUGCUAGUGGAUUUCGCAGAGGUUUCAUGCUAAUAUCCAGGCUUCAACGGCCACCAGCACUACUUUAUACCCUGAGCUGCAAGCAUGAGAGUUGGGUGAAUAUUGCAAAGUAUUUGAUGGAAGAUGUUCCAGUAUUAUUAGGUUCUAGAAAUGUGAAAGACGUGAAGGAUGUUCUCUCCAUUGUCUUCAAUUCUCUUCCAUCAAAGUUUCUUGAAUUCAUCAAGUGGGUUGCAGAAGUUCGGAGAACAGAGGAAGGCGAUCAAAGUCUAAGUCCAGAAGAACAAGAAAGACUUGCCAUCAAGGGGGAGAUAUUGAAACAAGUGCAGGAGAGUGAACUAUACAGACAUGUGACCGAAUUUCUGUUGACUGAAAAAUCAGGUUGCAAUGGGCCACUGUGUUUGGGUAAAGAGAGCAGUUUGAACGAUAUUGCAGCAAGUGUUUGUUGCCAGGGAGCAGGGAUUUUGGAAGGAAAGAGUGUUACAGUAGUGUCUGGAAAGGUGAUGAAUGGGAUGAAUGAACAGCAUGUGGAUAUGUUGAUCCCCUCCAUUGGAAUGCAUCCAGCCAGCAAUGAUGUCCUCACCACACUUUUACUGGCUUUGCCACCACACACCUGGUCUGGUAUCAAAGAUGAAACCCUCUUGCAUGAAAUCAAUGGCCUUGUUUCUACAGAAACCCUUCCAGUUUUGCUUCAAGAAGAGAUUAUGCACUUGCGUGGUCAGCUCCAUGUUCUGAAGCGAUGCAAAGAUGAUGAGGUGAGGUAUGAAGAAAGGAGUGAUGUGUUGAGGAGACGAGAGACGAGAUUGUUGUUACAAGGGUCAAAAUUACAUAAUGAAGGUGAGUUGUCAUUAUUGGGACAACAACGAGCCAUUGAUUGUUGUAGCAGGCUUGCAGACAGAUAUGAAAGGCUAGGUGGGGGUGGGAUUAGGCGAAUAAUUACAUGGCCUAAACCAAUUGCUUAUACAUCAUUCAUAGGUUCAAGGUUCAAGGCUUUGGACAUGCCUCUGCUCAUCUAUGUGACAGUCGCUCUAACCUCCCUCGAUAGAAGCACAAUACUGACAACAUUUACCCCAUUAUAA